Fopius arisanus is the source of this 3691-nucleotide messenger RNA. RefSeq names its product zinc finger protein 423. Bases 410 to 3253 code for a protein of 947 amino acids. Gene Ontology annotation, biological process: regulation of transcription by RNA polymerase II. Gene Ontology annotation, molecular function: chromatin insulator sequence binding; zinc ion binding. The transcript has 3 exons. NCBI's taxonomy places the organism in Eukaryota, Metazoa, Arthropoda, Insecta, Hymenoptera, Braconidae. Gene Ontology annotation, cellular component: nucleus; chromosome. The record is from RefSeq and is a predicted model, not a curated record.
AUCACAUCGAUAUAUAUAACCAGAAAAAUCAAAGUUUUGGUUUAAAAAAAGAGAAAAAAAAGAAAAAAAUGGGUACAAUCGAAAUAUCGAGGAAAAAUAUCGGUUUGAAUGAUUGAAAAUCAAGUCUGAAUAUAUCGAUAUCUCGAACAGUCGAUAAGGUAUCAAGAUUCCUAUUCUGUCGUGGCAGACAGAACCCAAUGUUAAACAAUCGUUCGAGCAUUCAAUUGUUGCUAAACAAUAGCACGCAACCAUCCGAAUUGUUUAAUCAAUACAAAAAUAAGAGGUAAUUUCAUUUGAAAAUCAACUGACAUUUCAACCUGAGGACUUUCUUUGCUUUCUUCCCGCCUUCUGCACUACGAGACUGCAGAGCCCUGAUUAAUCAUUUCUUGAAUAUAAUCAGGUGCAAACGAUGGAAAACAUGACGAAUUCCAAUCCACAGAUUUGUCCGAUACUCAUAAUUCCCAAAGCUGAGGAAUCUUUGGGAAUUGGAAGAGAAUUAUUAAUUGGUCCAGUGAAGCCUUUAAGACCUGGAAAAAGGAGGAGGCCAAAGAAAUUUUACAAACCAGUCUGGAAGUCAUCAUGGAGCAUUUCAGAAAGGGAAGCUGACAACACGUCAACCCCAGGAGUUGAGAGAAAUAAUUUGUUCCUCGACGACAACGACUCAGAGGCGUGGAAUGGGGAUAUUAACGAUGGAGUGAUCGAUACCUUCGACUUCCUGCCAGAGCCGUCACCAAAAAACCGACCACCAACUCCAGAGCCCCUAGACAGUUAUGGCUCCUCAAAAAUUCACGGGAGAGAAAAACCCCCAGGACCCUGGGAGAACGACAGUAUCCCCUUGCCCAGGCCCCAUUGUCGCAUGUGCAGGCAAAUUUUCGAUUCACUAUCCUACGAUCCAACGAGUCCCUCCCUGAAAUGCCCAUUCGAGUGUUACGUAAGAUUCUCCAGUUUUGAGUCCCUCCAAAGACACGUAACAUACGUUCACGUCACGUGCAGAUGCACAAAAGAAGAUCUCUACGGAGACGUCAUCAACUGCAGUGGCUACCCCAGGAAAGACUACAGCUGUCCAAUGUGCAGUGAGAAGUUCUCCUUGUACAGACCCCUGGAGCAACAUCUGUACAGCAUCCACAAGAUUCCGAAUAUUUCGGAGAUAAAUCGAAGAGAUUUGCCCGCUUGCUACGCAACAGUCCCUGAGAAUCUGAUCGCCAGGCGUUGGCCGAAAUCCUGCAGUACUCGCAUGUCGAGAGGAUUUGUCUGUGAUUUUUGCGCCAUUAAAUUUCCUUCUGUCAAGGAAUUAUUUCGGCACUUCAACAAGGGCCACACGAACUCGAUAAGACGAGUACCAACAAGUAUUUCACGAUUAAAAUUUCACAUGAAGCAUCAGAAAACGAAAGGUCUAUCUCUCCCAGACCAAUGGCCCCUCAGUAAAUUGAGUUCAAAUGAAAAAUCAAAGAGAAGAUUAACUGCAGAAAUGAAAAAACCCUCUGCCACUGGAGAUUCUGAUGACUGUGAAGCAGCAAUGGAUGAUUACCUCCUUCAGAUUAAAAAUAAUCAGGAGAAAGUGAAAGAAUUUACACCUGGGGAUUCGCCCGAGGAUUAUGAAGAGUACGAAUUUCUGGAGAUGGAAAUUCCAGAGGAAGCUCCAAGUUCCACUAAAGAUUUUCCAGAGCCUGAAGAAUCCUUGGCAUCUCCUGAACUCCCAAAGGACUCCGAUUCACUGUUGAGAAAUCUUCUGACCCCAGACGUCACCUCGACGGACUCCACAGCUUCUGAGGAGUCAAAAUCUGUCCCCACCCUUAAGAAACCCCCCAAGAUCAUACAAGACUCCAGAAAUUUCGACCUGGAGACAUCUCUGUACCUGGAGAAGCUCCAGAAGGACCACAAAUCCCUCGUCACUACUGUAUCACGUAUCGAGGUGAAAAAGAAUUCAGUAAAAGACGUGGAAAGACAAACCAUCAGUAAAAUACUUCCCAUUCCAUCAAAACUCCAGGAACGGGAUCCCAAAAAAAAUCCCUCGCGUAAUAAAUCGAAGGGAAAAUCCUUGAGAUCCUGUCCUAGAUGCAAGAAAGUCUUCAACACCGUGGGAGAUCUGGCGAAGCAUCUGAGUCUCAUCCAGAAAAUCAACGAGAGCUCUCCAGAGGCUUUAUCCCCCGUCAGGGAAGUCUUGAGUUGUCCUGAGUGUCUUAAACCCUUCAGAAGCCAGAAUAUUCUCCUCACUCAUAAAUAUCUCGUCCAUCGGGACGAUUCAGGGAUUCAUAUCUGCGACAACUGCUGCAAAAUCUUGACUUCCAUUUCCAUGGUGAACAAUCACCUCUGCAUCACUGCAACAUCUUUCACCUGCAGAGGAUGCAACCAAGUAUUCAAGAGUUCAGAGGAGCUCCUGUUCCACAAUCAAAAAAAUCACCUCGAGGAUUCAGGAACCCAUGCCUGUCCAGCUUGUCAGAAAAAUUUCCUCACGAAAUCCAUGAUGAAUCGUCACAUCCUGGAAAAUUGCGAUGUCCAGGGGAGCGAUGAUGGUGAAAACAAUAACAACGACAGGGAUGCCGACAGAAAUUGGAUGGACGACGUGAAAUCCCAUCGCUGCGACGUAUGCCAGAGCCUCUGGGAGACUUCUGACGAGUUGAUUCAGCACUUGGAGACAAUCCACGACCUGAAGUCCUGCAGAUUGUGCUCUCGGUGGGUGCACAGUCACCAAAUCCUCAAUCAUGUCAUGAGUCAUGUUCUUGAUAGGGAAGAAGAUGGAGGAAAAGGUGGAGGGACUGGUGGAGAUAUCAAAGAUGGAACUAGGAGAUUUAUUGCGGAGUACAGUAAAGACUUCGUCACGUCUGUUCUUCAAUACUCCAGGUACCGACUUGAGGAAUCUGGUGGUGUUCUCUGCUCCCAGUGUCAACAGAGGUUUGAUAAUUCCCAUACCUAUAAGUGCCAUUAUGUAGAGACUCACGAUUUAUUCUGCGUUCUGUGUAAUCGUCGGUUCGGUGAUGUCUUGGAGGCCUUUGAGCAUAAAAAUUCGGUUCAUCAGUCUGCGGAGAUUUAUAUGUGGGUUGCAGAUAAAAUUUUGCUGGCCCUCGCUGAAACUGGAGAGGUUUGCGGCUGGCUAGGGAAAAAAUUUAAAAAAACCAUUUUAAUUCGUGAUUUGGAGGAGAAGGUGAAGAAUAUUCAUAGGGCCAAUCGGGAUUCUAGAGAGGGUCAGGGGGGAGAUAAAAAUUUUCGGAUUGUCGAUGGAGGGGUUGUAAAUUCGAGGAAAGCUGCGGGCUGAGUGCAUUUUUUCAAAAAGCAAUUAUUCGUUUCUUUAGAGAUUGUAUUGGAUAUUUUUUUAUUUCUUGCGAAUGUCGAAUUAUUUUGUCAUGGAAGUUUCUUUUGAUAAUCUAUUUUAUGAUAUUAGCCAUUUGCAAUGGCCAGAGUGUAAAUACCGCAGAUAUAGUAAAUUACAAAAUAUAAGAUUAUGUUUCUUCUUAAGAAAAACGGCCUCAGUCCCAAGGAUUAGGACUGGAUGAAAUCGUUCUUAUUUGGUUGGGGAGGGUCUUGAUGAUAAGAUUUUAUCAACGAAUCAGGGCCCCCAGUAUCUGUCAGUCUGUCUCGCUAUUUGAUAAGCUAUUUUUAUAUCUUUGAUAUUAAAGUUUUUGAAGUCUACGGAGUGCAUCCGAUGAAGAAAGUGUCUGAAGUCGAAGGAGAAUAAAUGAGUGAUAAUGAUAAA